CGUAAUAUUUGGAAGUAGUGUACGUUAAUUCGUCUAGAAUGACAAAAUCUAGUGAUAGUAAGUCGGAACCAGUGAAGAUCAACAAAUGGGAUGGUUCAGCUGUGAAAAAUGCCCUGGAUGAUGCAGUAGCUGAGGUCUUAACAAGCAAAUUUUCAUAUAUUGAAAAUUACAAAUUAGUCGAUGGCCGUCUCCUAAUAUGUGGUCUUGCUGUAGCGGUUGCUCUCUUUGCAAUAGUUUGGGAUCUAUAUUUUUAUCCAUUCCCUGAAUCCAAGCCAGUAUUAAUAUUCAGCGUUACCACAUAUUUCUUUUUGAUGGGUGUUCUUACACUGUACACAACCUAUGUCGAAAAAGGAACCUUCAUUGUCUGUGCUCCCAAGAAUCAAGGCAUAAGGUGGGAAGCUGGCUCCAUUCUGAAAAAGUAUGAUGACAUCUACACACUAGUUCUCGCCUGUACAGAUAAGAAAACAGGUUCUGUGAGGGAAGCUUCAUUCAACAAGUCAGUCGCUUGUUUUAUAGAUGAAAAUGGCACGGUUUUGGAUGAUCUCGUCGAAAAUGAAGUUGUUAAAUUGCACAAUGGACUACUAUCGGAAAAAAAGGAUAACUGAUAAUGUGUUCCUCACCAGCUCUGUUCCCAUUUCUCCAAUUUAAUUGUACAUAGUAUUUGAUGUGUUUUUUGGUCCCAUCUGAUUUUUUAUCUCAUUUCCUAUGAUUUUAACUAUUUUUUGUAUUAAGUUGAACACUGUUUAUUUAAGUUUGAUCUUCCAUCUUCCAAGAUGAUUUUAGAUUUUUUUGUUAAAUAAUAAUUUUAUGAGUGUGAUAAAUACAUUUGUACAUUUUAUGCAA
This is a messenger RNA of Bemisia tabaci, 843 nucleotides long. It is a transcript of the gene Spase25, whose product is annotated as Signal peptidase complex subunit Spase25. Lineage: Eukaryota; Metazoa; Arthropoda; Insecta; Hemiptera; Aleyrodidae. The record is from RefSeq and is a predicted model, not a curated record. Gene Ontology annotation, cellular component: membrane; signal peptidase complex. Gene Ontology annotation, biological process: protein targeting to ER.